AUGUCAAGGUCUACUGUGUUUGUGGGUAGACAUUAUAUUUCUACAGAAAGCUACGACAAGGCAUUGAAAAACACGAACAUUGCUACAACAUUGACUUACUCGUAUUGCCAACAGCAGUUCAUCUUUUCCCUAAAGAGUUUCAUAGUCAGCAACACAAAAUCUCUAGAAAUGAGCAAGGAAACAAAAGCGAAAGUUGCUGGAGCCUUUCGUGCUAUGAAGGCUCUAGGGAUUUCUGAAGAAAAAGUGAAGCCUGUUUUGAAAAAUUUGCUGAAACUGUAUGACAAAAACUGGGAGCUAAUCGAAGAAGAAAAUUAUAGGGCCCUUGCUGAUGCUAUAUUUGAUAGAGAUGAACGAGAAGCAGAACAGCGUUCAAAGAAGACUGUGAAUAAUGAUGCAGUAGAACAGUCAAAGAAGAUCGUAAAUACUGAAGAAGAAGAAACUCAGGUACCUGAAGAGCCUGAGCAGCCACUGAAAAGAUUGCGACUUAGGUAUCGAGAUGGUCAGACUUCCUCAAAUCCAUCUAACAGCGGCUUGGCAAAACCUUUACUUAUCGAGCCCAAAGAAGAAUCCAGUGAAAUACCUGAAACACAUCCUCUGAAGAUAAAUGGGUCACUUAGCAAAUUGGAUCCACCUCCGCCCAAUGCGGAAAACACGACAAGCCAAUCAUCAGGUAGAAAUAAAGGGAAACAGCCUGUUUAUUCCAAAUCCUUGGUUCUUCAUGAGAAUUCUGAUCCCUCCCAGCCCAGUGGCUUCAGCAACAGCCCACAAAAUGACCAAUCGAGAUCUGGAAUGGGUAGAAAUAAAGGGAAACAGCCUGUUUAUUCCAAAUCCUUGGUUCUUCAUGAGAAUUCUGAUCCCUCCCAGCCCAGUGGCAUCAGCAACAGCCCGCAAAAUGACCAAUCGAGAUCUGAUUCCAGACAACAAUCCCAUUCAAUGAGGCUGAGAGAAAGAGGGACGAAAGCUGACUCUCCUCAAGUCCUAUCCCGAGGAAAGAGGCCUGCUCCUGAGAGUUCAUCCCGUGGUGUACGUCUUAAAGAGCCUAAGAUUGAGCCUGACAUCGGUUUAUCAUCAGGAAAGGCAAAUACUGAGAGUCUAGCUUUGAUUGUGCCUAAAGAUGAGCCAGUGACAGACGAUAUGCCAUCUUUGGGGGUCCGUGAUGUGAUAAUUCAUACAGUGACGUCCAACGGAGGAGAUUUAUCAAGUGGGCUUAGAGAAGAUUGUGAUCCUGAACCCUUUGCAUUACAAUGUGUGGAUGUACAAGUGACAGCUGAUGGUGCCACAACCCCACAUGCAUCCGGAAGCAAUGGUGGGCUCGCAAUAGUCUCAAAUCAUCGCCCUUUUAACCUAGAGGUUGCUUCCUCACCCUCGGGAGAAGUGAAAUUCUACUUGAGUUAUGAUCCAGCUUCUACAAAUCCUGAUUUUCAGAUGCCUGCUCGUGAGGCGGUUCUAAAAUUAGUCGAGGAUAAAUGUCUCAGGUCACCCAAUACUUUGGAUCCACACAUCUCUAUGAUGGAUGUUCUUAAAGAAAUGUGUCAGUGUUUUUUGACAAUCGGAACUGAUUGCAAUAGCCAGUCUCUAAAGCCGCCGGAUGUGACUCCGACCAUUGAUUCAUUGAGUAAAUCGUCAGCAGUAGACGCUCUAGGUGCUGGGGGUUCUUGUUCUAGUCCUUUAAAUGGGUCUAUGUCAGUCUAUUAUCGAACUCGUUCCAAGGCAUCCCAGGCCCAAAAACCGACACUUUCUGAACCUCGUGACGACGUAAACCAUGAGCAGCAGCAGGACAAAAAGUGUCCUGGAGAUGAACUUAUGGCAAAUGGAGAACAUGAAGGAAAUGGUGUCGAAGAGAAAAAUGAUCUAAGUUUGGAGGUUGUUGUUCAGCAGCCUCUGGUGACUCCUGGAGUCAUGAGGUCACUUAAUUCCGUUAUUGAUAUUGCCAGGGGACAAGAAAAGGUUGUGAUUACCGUAGCGAAUGAUGUUAAUGAUGACUCACCCCCAUCUUUCUCCUAUAUACCCCAAAAUGCUGCAUACCAGAGUGCAUAUGUGAAUUUUUCUUUGGCUCGUAUUGCAGACAAAAAUUGUUGUGGUUCUUGUUCUGGUGACUGUUUGUCGUUAUCCGUGCCCUGUGCGUGCGCACAUGAAACUGGAGGCUAUUUUGCUUACACACCGGAAGGCCUUGUGAAGGAGGAGCUGCUUAAGGAGGCUAUUUCUAUGAAUCGUGACCCGAAGAAGCAUUGUCAGUUUUUUUGCAAGGAGUGCCCUCUGGAAAGAUCCAAAUGCGAGGAUGUUAUCGAGCCUUGCAAAGGGCAUCUGGUGCGAAAGUUCAUAAAAGAAUGUUGGUGGAAAUGUGGUUGUGACAAACAAUGUGGCAAUCGGGUGGUGCAGAGAGGCAUAAGCCGCAAUUUGCAAGUGUUUAUGACUCCUGGAGGAAAAGGUUGGGGUUUACGUACCCUGGAGGACCUGCCCAAGGGUGCAUUUGUAUGUGAGUAUGUUGGGGAGGUUCUGACCAAUGCAGAGCUCUUUGAUCGGGUCUCUCGGAGUCCUAAUGGGGAGAAGCACUCGUAUCCGGUGCUUCUUGAUGCUGAUUGGUGUGCAGAGGGAGUGCUGAAAGAUGAAGAAGCACUUUGCUUAGAUGCUACAUAUUACGGAAAUGUAGCAAGGUUUAUCAAUCACAGAUGUUUCGACUCGACUUUAGUGGAGAUACCGGUGGAAGUGGAGACUCCUGAUCACCACUAUUAUCAUCUUGCCUUCUUCACCACAAGGAAAGUCAAAGCCAUGGAAGAACUCACAUGGGAUUAUGGCAUUGAUUUUGAUGACCACGAGCAUCCCAUUAAAGCAUUUCGUUGCCAGUGUGGCAGCAAAUACUGCCGCAACAUAAAGCGUCGAGCUCGAGCCUCUAGGAAAUGA
Striga hermonthica is the source of this 2901-nucleotide messenger RNA. Lineage: Eukaryota; Viridiplantae; Streptophyta; Magnoliopsida; Lamiales; Orobanchaceae. The record is from the annotation of a GenBank genome assembly.